Molecule: messenger RNA, 1342 nt
Organism: Coffea eugenioides
Lineage: Eukaryota; Viridiplantae; Streptophyta; Magnoliopsida; Gentianales; Rubiaceae
Product: binding partner of ACD11 1-like
Exons: 5
Coding region: 157-1026 (289 amino acids)
Molecular function (GO): RNA binding
Source: RefSeq, a predicted model, not a curated record
GUUACCGCCUCGUCGCCGGCUCUCCCAACCUCUACUAAAAUCCCUCUUUCUCUCAUCUCAUAUAAAUCCCCCUCCAACUAAAAUCUUACCCCCAAAUUCGGGGAAAAAAAAAGAAGCAGAAAAGGAAAAAAAUUAUUCAAUUCUCGAAUUCAUAGCAUGUCUGAUCUCUCUCAGCAGAUUGCGAUGUCGAUAAGAACUGUUAAAGUCAGCAAUGUCUCCUUGGGAGCAUCUGAGCGGGACCUCAAGGAGUUCUUUUCUUUUUCUGGUGAUAUUGAAUAUGUUGAGAUGCGGAGUGAUACCGAGAGGUCUCAAAUUGCAUAUGUUACUUUCAAAGACUUACAGGGAGCUGAAACUGCUGUUCUUCUUUCGGGUGCAACAAUAGUCGAUAUGUCUGUCACCAUAACUCCAGAGCCAGAUUAUCAGCUUCCUCCUGCCGCUUGUGCACCACCCAUUACGGAAAGGAAAACUGCGGGUGGUGCAGAAUCUGCUUUUAGGAAAGCAGAGGAUGUGGUUAGCGGCAUGCUGGCAAAGGGCUUUGUGUUAGGUAAAGAUGCUGUCAACAAAGCCAAGACCUUUGAUGAGAAGCACCAGCUGACUUCCACUGCAAGUGCCAAAGUUACUAACUUUGACAAGAAAAUUGGGCUGACUGAGAAGAUAGGCAUCGGUACUUCAAUUGUGAAUGACAAAGUUCGGGAAGUGGAUCAGAAACUCCAGGUUUCAGAGAAGGCAAAAUCAGCUUUUGCUGCAGCUGAGCAAACUGUUAGCAAUGCUGGUUCUGCCAUAAUGAAGAACCGAUACGUUUUUCAAGGAGUUUCAUGGGCAAGUGGUGCUUUUAGCAGAGUUGCUAAGGCAGCAGGGGAAGUAGGCCAAAAGACAAAAGAGAAAGUGGGAAUGGCUGAAGAAGAACAGCGAAGGAAAAUGGUAGAUGACUUUGCUCAAGUUCACUUAUCCGAGUCUCCUAAAGCCUCUGAAUCAAGCGAGCAUCAGCCUUCUAAGCCCCCACCUGCACAGGGUUUGAUCCUCUGAUUUGCUGCUUCAGUGGACCCGUUUGUAAAAUGUCUGAGUUUUGCAGUCUUGGUUCUCUAUUCACUAAGUCAUAUAAUAUGAUGAAUGUAGAACGUGUACAUUAUAUGCCUUUGGGAUGUAUGAUGCAUUCCGCUUCUUAGUUGUUGCCUUGAGAAAAUUCGUGACAUGAAUAUGAACUCGUAUGUGGUUAAUUGGUCUUUAUUCAGUUUGGUCCAAUUGAUUGUUGCACCGGAUUGAUUGGCUCAGAUUAGAAAUCUGUUUCAACUUUGCAUCAUAUUCUUCCCAGCAGUAUUGAAGAGAGGGGGAAUUUGUGCUC